Molecule: messenger RNA, 2811 nt
Organism: Cynoglossus semilaevis (tongue sole)
Lineage: Eukaryota; Metazoa; Chordata; Actinopteri; Pleuronectiformes; Cynoglossidae
Product: tetraspanin-7-like
Exons: 1
Coding region: 518-1264 (248 amino acids)
Cellular component (GO): plasma membrane
Source: RefSeq, a predicted model, not a curated record
GAGAUUAACUCUUGCUGAAGUACCGUUGGUCCCAUUGAAGACAUCAAUUCAUAGUUUGAACAUGUCUCGUAUGUUUUCAGAAGACGUGACAUCUUUAAAAUAUCAUUUUGUUUACUAAACUAUUUUUACUUUUAUUUUCCUAGAUUGCCUGCAUUGCCAACAUGGAUUGUGUGUUAAAAACAAAAAAGUAAUGCGAUGACGAUAUAAUGGCUUCUGCCACAGCAACUGUGACAGUGAGAUGUCACAUUCCUAAAGCUUUGAUGUCUCAUUAAUGGAAAUUAUUGUACUUUGAUGUCUUUACUUUAAUAUGUCAUCACAUAAAGUCAAAAUUACAUAUGAUGCUGAGCUCAAUAACCAAUAAUCAACUUACCAACACAGCAAGGAAGAAGGGAACCGGACGAAGAGAAGGACAAGUGAAGCAAAGGAAAGAAGAGGAAGAGGAGUCCGUUGAAGAAGCUACCAAGUCAGGGCACCUGUUGGAAUCUCUCUUGUUGUAAAUCUGGAGAACAAAAGCAGUAUGUUGCCUGUCUUCGGACGGCCACGAUCAACACCAGGUGUUGCAUGUCUGAAGACGUUCCUUAUCUCCUACAGUCUGAUGUUCUGGAUCACCGGUGUGAUCCUGUUGGCGGUGGGAGUAUGGGGUAAGAUCAAUCUGGAGAACUAUUUUCCUCUGCCUUCACGAGGGGCCAACAUGGCACCAUGGGUGCUGGUCGGCACUGGGGUUGCAGUAAUUAUUUUUGGACUGUUUGGUUGCCUUGCGACUUGGCAGGGCACCCCGUGGAUGUUGAAGCUCUACGCCUUGUUUUCGAUCCUCGUGUUCCUGCUCGAGAUUGCGGCAGCCAUCGGAGGCUUUAUCUUCAGACAACAGAUCAAGGCAAUGCUAGGUAGCAUCUAUACAACUGCCAUUAACACGUAUGAUGGCAAAGGUGUAACUGCCACUGGUGUCGACACUAUCCAGAAGACUCUGCGUUGUUGUGGGGUCCACUUUUACCAUGACUGGAACACAUCGAGCUACUUCACAACCAACGGAAUCCCCACUAGCUGCUGUAGCACGACCAAUUGCCCCAGUGACUCGCUCAAAGACGUCUCGCUUGCUCAGAGCCUGGUGUACAAUGAAGGAUGUUUUUCUUUAAUAACCAAUGCAAUGGAGUCAAACCUGGCCAUCGUUGGUGGAAUCUCCAUCGGGUUUGCUUUCUUCCAUCUCCUUGGGAUUUUCCUGGCCUGUUACUUUUCUCGUUUCAUGACUGCCAAACCACAACCCUAGCAACAAGUUGGUUCAACUUGAACUUUUAAAUCACACGCAGUUGAAGGCAGGACACCAACUGCUGUCGGACGACAGAGACAAUGAAGAAAAUGUACAAAUUACUGGAUAGUUUCAUUGAGUAGCCAGUAAUGAAACAGUGAGUAUGCGUUCUGCAUUUCAGCUCAGAGUCUAGAAGAGGCCACUCACAAUAGCGGUACCAGAUUACCAUCAAACACCUAAACCUUCUCAGAAGAAGGAGAAUCCAACAACUCAACCUUAGGGAUCAACUAUCAUCACUAACUAACCCAGGAGGACACCGUAUAGUAACAUCACCAGCACUGACUGUCAACAAGUCACAACCUUCACAUAAACAAUAUGGACAAAGACCACGGUGCAAAUACCUGGGCGUCUGCUAUUAAACACAUCACUCCAAACUCAGGAACUAGUAAGAAACUGCCUUCAAACACCACUAACAUUUGACGAAUCCAAACAGAAGACAGUGAGUCUCUGAAGUCCAGAAUAAGGAAGUGACGCAACAUUAGUCCAGAGUUGUACUUUCAUUAUCAGUGUGUUCACAAAGUCCCAUAGUUGAAGGAAAUACUCACGUGAAGAUGACCACACACAUUAAUUGAGUUGCUUACUCUUAAUUUGAUGGACAGAGAACUGCCCACACCUGAGGUGUCCCACGUGGACAUUGGUCAGGCUCUUUUCGAUCACCUGGUGUGGGUUGUGCUUCUCAAAGUCCAGGAUGAACGCUUGUAAGGUUGUAUUCCCAGAAUAACUGCAUGAUCUGACCCCAGAAAAAGACUUCACUGGUGCAAGAACCGGUGACGAUAACACUUUCUUACAGCUCUAGAAAAAACACUUUUCUGUGAAGGACAGGACUAAGAGAAAUGAUCUUUGACAAACUUUUACUAGAUCUUGGAAUUUCUAAGGAAAAACUCAACUAGGGGUAAAUUGUGGUCUUGGCUCACAAAAAGAAAAAUUCCUUCAUAUUUUUCCUGAGAGGGUCCACGUCGUGAUAAUACUGGAAGACUUGACAGUCGACCAUCAAGUAUCCACACAUCUAUAUGCAGAUUAUGGGUCUUUAAGUGAACAUAGCUGAAAUAAUCAAAAUAAGGGUUUAAAUGAUGUGGAAGGAUUGGGAAAAGGAUCAACUUUUAAAUUAUUGUUGGUUAAAAAUGCGUUCAAUUAGGAAAAGACUGAAUCAGAAGUAUCAAAAAAAAAAAAAACGCAAGAAACCUCUAUUCUACAAGUAGAGGACACACAAAAAAUAGUCUAGCAAAGAAAAAAAAAAUCACCAGCGUCAUGAAGUGUUUGAAUAUAUGUAGCACGUUUUAGGUCACUUCAAAUAAGAGCAAUAACAAUAGGGUGAACGUCUUUAUCACCGCAGUCAGGAUAACAUUUGACAUAACACGCAAAUAAUCCUACAAUUUUGCUAAAUUCUUCUAACCAUACCCUAGAACCACUACUGAGUGACAACCAAAUGAUUUUUUAAAGGCAUAUUUAAUGUAUUUUAACAUGUAUGUUGUUUUAUGAAAGUUGAAUAAAAUUCUGAAUUAGUCUGA